AUGCGUAGACCGGGGCUUACCCCACAAACCCGAAAAGAGAAGCCGAAUGCAAGAUUGAGAUUAUUCAACAUACCACUUUACGAGGCGGCGAGGCAAAAUGGCCUGAACGGCCAAGGUAAUUUGAAGAAGAAGAUUUGGGUGUUUUGUGUAAGAACACGAUAUAGUGUCGGUAUCGUUUUCAGGGAGAGGAAUGGCAUACCUUUUAUUGCGUGCUGCGUGCUUUGGGCACAACCAGGGAAAGGGCUGUGUGCGUACAAUUGCAUGAAGAGAAGAAGUUGCGAAAUUCGAGAACUCGCUCCGGUCGUCUACAGUAGAGAGGCUGUAGGCAUUGAUUACGAUCAUGGGAGUCUCGAGCGUAGUACACACUUUUCGUCUCUUUCGCGGAGAUCGCGCUCGGAGCUCGUCCUCAUCCGAGCGUCACUGAGAGCCGGCAAUGAAAAUCGGUUGAAAGUUCUCGACUACCGUAUAUCAAACACGCAUGUUGUGAAGCGGGACUUUGAGAAGUUCCCUUCAACUGGUUUCGUCGCAUUGCGUCGUCUACUCUCAUUCAAUUUUGUCCUCCGCUUCCCACAGAUUUUGUAUAUCGCCUCACAUCUUGCCAUCAUAUUUGUCUCCAAUACGCUCCACUGGCACAUUCCGCACUCUAAAUCCAAAGAAGUGGCUUAUUUUGGCUCGAUGCGCCAGGUCUACCAUAGUUUCAAGUAUCUAGCCUUUAUACAUUCGAUCUUAGGAUUCCAAGGAAUAGCUCCACCUCAAACAGAAGGCGCUUAUCUUUGUACAAAACUAGCGAGAACACCUUCAUCACCUAGAUCAUUGGAGAACCCAUUCGGGUCGGGGAACUGUAUGCCAGCUGGCAUGGGAUUGUUGGAUCCUUCGUUUACAACCUUCAGAGUCUUUGCAUGGAAAACCGCGUUUAAAAAGUGGCUUGACCUGCGUGUUUCGAGCCUUGAUAUGCCGCCAUGUUUCGUAUUCUUCGCCAUUCUAACUGAUGUUCGUAUAGAUCUAGGCACACCCAGACUGAACCUCCAAUUUCGAUUCCGACUCCAAGAGCUCUCGUCCAAGUGGCGCGAAGAGCACUCUUGCAUCAAAGCCGCUAUAAAAGCAGUCUUCAUGUGGAGGAAAAGUGAAGCAUCAGGCGUUCACCCGAUGUGCCUAUCCCCUCUUCACAAUGGCUUUGUCAACUUCAAGCUAGAAUCUAGAUUGCAUCCAAGAGAACCUCCUGAGGGGAUAGACGCUGGUUAUGAGGUUUUACAGUCCGUAGAAGUACGGUUGUACGUAUUGGUAAGCCGUACGUACGUAGCUGAGUACGGCUAUACGGCAACGUACCCAUCGUAUCGUACACGAUUCGACUCAGAGUUUGAGCCAAGGGAUAUUACAAUCAGUAACCGUAACGAUUCAAAUUCGUCCUACGACUAUACUUUUGCGCUGCGUAAUUCUCUAAUUUUACUAGUUAAGGUUACAGAAACGUAUUAUACAGCCUUUGGUUGGGCGGUGCGGUACGGUACGGAGUACAUCCUGUUGGAAGCACUGAUCACCGCUUCAGAAGGGUGGGAUCUUGUUGUUCUGAUUGUACGACCUAUAGGUUUCUGA
This is a messenger RNA of Lindgomyces ingoldianus, 1590 nucleotides long. RefSeq lists its product as uncharacterized. The record is from RefSeq and is a predicted model, not a curated record. Bases 1 to 1590 code for a protein of 529 amino acids. The transcript is spliced from 18 exons. NCBI's taxonomy places the organism in Eukaryota, Fungi, Ascomycota, Dothideomycetes, Pleosporales, Lindgomycetaceae.